AUGAUUGAUGAUGAUGAUGAUGAUGAUGAUGAUGAUGAUGAUGAUGAUGAUGAUGAUGAUGAUGAUGAUGAUGAUGAUGAUGAUGAUGAUGAUGAUGAUGAUGAUGAUGAUGAUGAUGAUGAUGAUGAUGAUGAUGAUGAUGAUGAUGAUGAUGAUGAUGAUGAUGAUGAUGAUGAUGAUGAUGAUGAUGAUGAUGAUGAUGAUGAUGAUGAUGAUGAUGAUGAUGAUGAUGAUGAUGAUGAUGAUGAUGAUGAUGAUGAUGAUGAUGAUGAUGAUGAUGAUGAUGAUGAUGAUGAUGAUGAUGAUGAUGAUGAUGAUGAUGAUGAUGAUGAUGAUGAUGAUGAUGAUGAUGAUGAUGAUGAUGAUGAUGAUGAUGAUGAUGAUGAUGAUGAUGAUGAUGAUGAUGAUGAUGAUGAUGAUGAUGAUGAUGAUGAUGAUGAUGAUGAUGAUGAUGAUGAUGAUGAUGAUGAUGAUGAUGAUGAUGAUGAUGAUGAUGAUGAUGAUGAUGAUGAUGAUGAUGAUGAUGAUGAUGAUGAUGAUGAUGAUGAUGAUGAUGAUGAUGAUGAUGAUGAUGAUGAUGAUGAUGAUGAUGAUGAUGAUGAUGAUGAUGAUGAUGAUGAUGAUGAUGAUGAUGAUGAUGAUGAUGAUGAUGAUGAUGAUGAUGAUGAUGAUGAUGAUGAUGAUGAUGAUGAUGAUGAUGAUGAUGAUGAUGAUGAUGAUGAUGAUGAUGAUGAUGAUGAUGAUGAUGAUGAUGAUGAUGAUGAUGAUGAUGAUGAUGAUGAUGAUGAUGAUGAUGAUGAUGAUGAUGAUGAUGAUGAUGAUGAUGAUGAUGAUGAUGAUGAUGAUGAUGAUGAUGAUGAUGAUGAUGAUGAUGAUGAUGAUGAUGAUGAUGAUGAUGAUGAUGAUGAUGAUGCUGAUGAUGAUGAUGAUGAUGAUGAUGAUGAUGAUGAUGAUGAUGAUGAUGAUGAUGAUGAUGAUGAUGAUGAUGAUGAUGAUGAUGAUGAUGAUGAUGAUGAUGAUGAUGAUGAUGAUGAUGAUGAUGAUGAUGAUGAUGAUGAUGAUGAUGAUGAUGAUGAUGAUGAUGAUGAUGAUGAUGAUGAUGAUGAUGAUGAUGAUGAUGAUGAUGAUGAUGAUGAUGAUGAUGAUGAUGAUGAUGAUGAUGAUGAUGAUGAUGAUGAUGAUGAUGAUGAUGAUGAUGAUGAUGAUGAUGAUGAUGAUGAUGAUGAUGAUGAUGAUGAUGAUGAUGAUGAUGAUGAUGAUGAUGAUGAUGAUGAUGAUGAUGAUGAUGAUGAUGAUGAUGAUGAUGAUGAUGAUGAUGAUGAUGAUGAUGAUGAUGAUGAUGAUGAUGAUGAUGAUGAUGAUGAUGAUGAUGAUGAUGAUGAUGAUGAUGAUGAUGAUGAUGAUGAUGAUGAUGAUGAUGAUGAUGAUGAUGAUGAUGAUGAUGAUGAUGAUGAUGAUGAUGAUGAUGAUGAUGAUGAUGAUGAUGAUGAUGAUGAUGAUGAUGAUGAUGAUGAUGAUGAUGAUGAUGAUGAUGAUGAUGAUGAUGAUGAUGAUGAUGAUGAUGAUGAUGAUGAUGAUGAUGAUGAUGAUGAUGAUGAUGAUGAUGAUGAUGAUGAUGAUGAUGAUGAUGAUGAUGAUGAUUCUCAUUACAAUAUGUCAACAAAUGAAGUAUUAGGACGAAACAGCCGUCCAAUGCUUCCAGGUUUUCCAUGGUGGUCUAGCUUCAAUUGA
Molecule: messenger RNA, 1731 nt
Organism: Schistosoma curassoni
Lineage: Eukaryota; Metazoa; Platyhelminthes; Trematoda; Strigeidida; Schistosomatidae
Source: the annotation of a GenBank genome assembly